AUGAAAAAACCAGACAAAUCGAAUGGUCCCAAAUCAACCUUAUAGAUUGUUUUCUUUGACUUAUCAAUAGUGCCAUCUUAAUUCAAUGGUGAUUGGUGUAUUUCACAAUAAUUAGUUAUAUAAAACAAACAACCAGAUUCGACAUCAUAAUCUAUUUUUCUAACUGAACGGUGCAAUUUAAUGAUUUUUACUUCUCAUAUUCCAUCUUUAAGAUUCAAUAUUAAGAAUCUUGAUUAAUCCUCAUCCUUUGUAAUAUUGAUGAAAGCUAAAUUGCCAUCCUUAGAAAAUUAUGGUCUUUGGUAUCCCAUAAAAGAAGUCCUAAAAAACACCUUUUUGAUAUUGGGAUUAAAUGUAUCAAUUAUGAUUAUUCGUUAAGUUUCAAUCUUUUCUAUAAGCUCUACAGCAACACAUAUAAAUAUAUAUCGAUUAUCUGGACUCGUAGUGAAAUAAGGAAUAAAAAAUUAAGAAGAAGUUUUAGAUUCAUUCCAAUUUUUCUAUUCUUCAAAGUCAGAAAUAUCAUCCAAUUAAUAAUCCUUGACAUCCAAUUUGAUUUCUUCUUUUUCAUCUAUAGUAUAACAAUACUCAAUGUUCAGGUCGGUGGGAAGUGCUAAAAAUUUGCAACCUUCAUAUUCUAUAGUAUGA
Paramecium tetraurelia is the source of this 642-nucleotide messenger RNA. RefSeq lists its product as uncharacterized. The record is from RefSeq and is a predicted model, not a curated record. NCBI's taxonomy places the organism in Eukaryota, Ciliophora, Oligohymenophorea, Peniculida, Parameciidae. The transcript has a single exon.